Messenger RNA from Capronia coronata CBS 617.96, 357 nucleotides. Its product is annotated as 30S ribosomal protein S13p/S18e. Gene Ontology annotation, biological process: translation. Lineage: Eukaryota; Fungi; Ascomycota; Eurotiomycetes; Chaetothyriales; Herpotrichiellaceae. Gene Ontology annotation, molecular function: RNA binding; structural constituent of ribosome. The transcript is spliced from 3 exons. Bases 1 to 357 code for a protein of 118 amino acids. Gene Ontology annotation, cellular component: small ribosomal subunit; mitochondrion; ribosome. The record is from RefSeq and is a predicted model, not a curated record.
AUGGUGUUUAUUCUGGGGGUCAACUUCCCCGAGCACCGAUUCAUCUGGCGCUCGCUCGAAACAUUCUUUGGCAUUGGCCCCUCCACGCGCCAGCGGAUUAUGGCUCGCUUCCACUUGCACAACACGAUGAAAGUUGGCGACCUCAAUCAGACUCAAAUCCUCGAUCUCACGGCGCACCUCGAUUCGAUGAAACUCGAAAACCACCUCCGUCGCCAGAUCCAGCAGGAUAUCCAACGCCUGAGAGAUACGGGAACGUACAGGGGCCGUCGGCAUGCCAUGAACCUGCCGGUUCGCGGGCAAAAUACCAGAAGCCAGAUUAAGAAUGCCAGGAAACUCAAUCGGGCGGAAAGAUUUUGA